Messenger RNA from Paramuricea clavata, 4790 nucleotides. Lineage: Eukaryota; Metazoa; Cnidaria; Anthozoa; Malacalcyonacea; Plexauridae. The record is from the annotation of a GenBank genome assembly.
AUGGAAAACUGUUCGGAAUGUGCCGCAACCAGCAGCAAAAAUGGAGGUUGGAAGUUCUACAAGGCGGUUCCCACUACGCAAGUAAGUACACCCAUGCAUAUUAUGGAGUAUAGAACUAAUAGACAAUCCCCAUUAUAGACUAAUUUUAAAACUAGCCAAAGAGAUACAAAUAAAUCACUACAGCUAGAGAGAGCAUACUAAAAUUAGUAAAAUUGCAAAGUUUGGUUGCGAAAAGUUGUAAAAUGCGGAAAAUAUAGCCUUGCAAAGUUCGCAAAUUUUGUAUACUUUUUUUGUAUUGCGUGCAGAAAUUCCUACCAUUUUCGGCCCAAAUGUGGUAGGAAUUUCCGCACCAAUACAAAAGUAUACAAAAUUUGCAAGGCUGUAUUUUCCGCAUGUUACAACAUUUCGCAACCAAACUUUGCAAUUUUACUAAUUUUAGUAUGCUCUUUCUAGCUGUAGUGAUUAAUUUGCAUCUCGCUGCAUAGUUGUAAAAUUAGUCUAUAAUGGGAAUUGUCUAUUGUUGAAGGGAUUUUGGAACUGAUUUUGAGUGGAAUUUUUAUAUGUGUUAGACCUAUAACCAGGAAUCGAACCUCGGCCCCGCGAUUCUGCAGGUGCAGCGCCCUAACACACUGAGCUAAAGAGUCCAGUGGUCGAGCGCUAACCACAAGCUCAUGUAUAAAUACCAAGGCGAUGUCAAUAUCAGGUGUAUGGGUAAAUAUUUAUCAGGCCGAUUUUGGGAAUUUCGGUUAAAUUUGGAUGAAAAUGAGAAAUUAGGCAAAGUUUGUUAUGCUUUGUUGGGCAAAGUAAAUUGAAUGCGUAUAAUUAUAAAUGGACUUAUUCCCUAAUAAACAAAAUUUUGAUCUAGACAAAAAUUUCAUAACAGCUUGAAAGAGCAUCACGAAAUUAGUAAUAUUCCGAAGUUUCGUUGCGAAAUGCUGUAAAAUGCGGAUAAUAUAGCCCUGCGAAGUUUGCCGUUUUUCAGUCAUUUUGUAUUACGCGCGGGAAAUUGAUACCUUUUUUCAGAAAGCGGUAUCAAUUUCCCGUGCGUAAUACAAAAUGACUGAAAAACGGCAAACUUUGCAGGGCUAUAUAUCAUCCGCAUUUUACAACAUUUCGCGAUGAAACGUCGGAAUAUUAUUAAUUUUGUGAUGCUCUUUCAAGCUGUGAUGAAUUGUCUAGACUUGUCUAGAUCAAAAUUUUGUUCAUUAGGGAAUAGGUCCAUUAGCUCAUUGUAUAAUUUAUUCAUGAUACAGAACUUAAUUACGCUGCGGGAGGUACAAGUCUCCGGUGUCCUCUAGUCUCCUAUGAUAAAGAUAGGUUUGUGAUUGGACUGAAGUCAAAGAGAAACAUAUUCCGAUAUUCGUGCACGCAAAAUGAGGAUAUAACCUACAUAAUGCGCCUGCCAUGCUAGAACAGACAAGCACGGAAGCGAGGCCAUUGGGGCAGAGGCCGCGGAAGCAUUUCGAAAGUGGAGGGGCAUUGGCCAAAAGGGUCACUUUUGUGUAUGACCAAUAUCAAACGAUUUUAUGUCGUUCACGAGCCAAACGAAAGUUUUUGAAAAUAUGGAGUCUCUAUAUAACCGUCGGAAAUGGCCUUUACAAAGCGAGUUUACUACCGCAAAAAGGGCACUUUCUUUCCAGCAAAAGAGGGCGUUCAUUCAAGAAAUACUUUUUUCGUUUUAUAUGGGGCACUUUAGCCCAGAAAAAUAGGGCACUUUUUUCACUUUUAGAAAAAGUGGGGGGCACAUGCCCCAAUUGCCCCCCAUCCUGGUUCCGCGGCCCCUGCAUUGGGGAAAAAGUGCAAUAGAACUUUGUACUAUUUCAUCAAUUUAUUUUUUUAUAAUGUUUAAUGCCAUAUUUCAUUGCAGAGAUUAUUAUGCUCUAAAAACCACUCUUGCAAGAACGGAGGAACUUGUGUUGCAAAUCCAUGCGAUAAAGAGAAUGGCUUUGAUUGUAUUUGUAAGGAAAACUUCUCUGGCAAAUUUUGUCAAAACGUUACAGGUAAACGGUUACAUGUAUGAAAAUUCGAUCGAUAUUUAAUAAUUCGAUUCACGGGCUACACCAACCUCGUUCCCAGGCUCUUCCCUAUUGGGGCUACACACGACCAGAAAUCGCACAGAAAAUCGGCUCAGUUUAAUAAGCUGUGGCAUUUUUACACAUGCACACGACGUAUUCACGUUGUAUUUUUCUGCAAAUACUACUUCGUUACAUCAUACACUCUACGUGUUUGUAAUAGUAAUUUUGAAACUCUUAAAAGUUUGAUGUGAUAACUUGUGUAUGUCUUGAUAUAUUGAUUAAAUAUAAAUAUCUGAACUCAUUUCCUUAUUUCUUGUAUAGGACAUUUUUCAUCCUGUAAAAGCUUGCUUCAAAUUGGGCGGUAGGUUCUCCAAUAUGGUCCUAUAAUAUAUGAUAACCAGGCAUAAUUAUAGCAAACAAAACUGAUAGUUUAAUACAUUUUAAAAAUCAUCACCAACGGGAUCAUAGAGGUUAAAAAGUCUGAAAAUAUUUAAGAACUACGUUUCAAACAGUCAGUUUAACUGCUCUAGCUUCGUUACAUUAUUUAACACUUAUUGACUGGAACGGAGGGAAACAGAAUGUUUUGUAGAUACAAAAAGUGAACCCGAGGGAAACAUUGCUAGUCGAGAGUCUACAAAACAUACUGUUUCCCGAAGGUCCCAGUCAGUAAGCAUUUUAUUACAAAGAAAACAAACUGAAUAAUAAAAGAAACGAAAAGGCCAUAAAUAACGAUUUUUGAUUAUUUACCGGUGAAAAAAGUAAUGGCCACCACUCGGAUCUGAAGCAACUUGUAGCGAAUCCAACGCAGUUGAAUUAUACGUCUUAUUUUGUAUCGGUUGCUUACGUGCAUUUUGAUAUUGUCCAGUUCAAUCUUAUUAGCGCCUAAGUAAAAAGUACCUGUCAUUCUGUCAAGUAUUAAAUUAGUAAUCAAGUUACUUCUGAAGAAAAGUAAUUUGUAAUAAUUACCUAUAAGUAAUUUAAUAUGUAUAUUUGAUGUUUUAGAGAUUUGCCAAAUGGUAAUUAUAAUAUACUACACAAAAAUGGCGCAAAAUCUACGUUGAUGUAUUGUCAGAUGACGUCACUUGAAGGCUGUGCAGGUGGAGGUUGGACCAUGGCGAUGAAAAUUGAUGGGAGUGAGGUACUACCAGUGUGCUCCAUAUAUAUCUGGAGUGAGAAGUCGAGUCCAGCUGAAAAGUGAAGCCAGCUUCGUGUUAAUUAACCGCGCAGACAAAAAACAAUAGAAAGGGACGGGAACUGACGUCCAGUUGCUUCUUUAAUUUCCGCCAUCUUGGCAAGGAGUGUGCCGAAAUUUGGUAAUCGUUCCAUGUUUCGCGCACCAAUAUAGUAAACGUUAUGUAAUGGAUGUUAUAUAGUGUACUGAAAAGUUAACUGGAUACCUCCAUACACCAAGGGUGGGUUGACUACAAAAUAUUUGUAGUUCGCUAUAACUAAAGCUACUUCAAAAAUAUGUAGUCAGCUACAACUAUAUACUACUACUUUUGAACAAAGGUAUAGUUCGCUACUGACUACAGCUACUGCUUAAAAAAUGUAGCAAACUAUUUCGCUACACUAUAUUUUUUAGUUUUACUGUAUUUGGAGCAUCUACUAACUCAAGCUGCAAUGUAUAACCUAUAACAAAUCGACUUACGAGUAGCAACAGUAAACACAAAGCAACAUUUUUGUAAGCACUACGUACACUCUUCGGGAGUGCAAAUAAUUGACUAUUGAGGAUUGAUUUUAAGCAAACCGUGUCUCAAUAUCAUGCUAUUCUAUCAAGUUGCUAACAAUUUAAAAAAGUAGCGAAUAGCGAUUCGCUGUUUGAAAAGUAGUCAACUACUUGGCUACUUUUAGGCAAAAUGUAGUUCGCUAUAAUUACAGCUACUGUUUUAAAAAAGUAGUCAAAAACUACUGGCUACUUGAAAAUUGUAGUUCGCUACAGUAGCGAACUACAACUACUUCGCUACUACCCACCCUUGCCAUACACAUAUAUACACACCCUAACCCUAACCUUAAACCUAACCCCAACCUUAACCUAACUCCUAACCCUAAUACCUAACCCUAACCUAUAUUGGUGCGCGAAACAUGGAACGAUAACAUUUGACUUCGAUUUAAAGACUAAUAUUAUGACGUUAUUUAAUAUUUUGAUUUUUACAACGCGUGACCUCUAAGACUUGGACUUUUUUGCCAUAGUAGCCCUUACCUUUUACACAUAAUUUUUAAACCUUUUAUCAAGAGGAUGUAAGAAAUCAAUCAUGCAUAAAAUCAGUCAUGCGUGUGAUAAAUAGUAUGCGUGAACAACCUCGUACCCAGGAAGGCUACUCAAAAAUUCACUUUUCAGAAUAAUUUUGCAUGUGAUAGAGAUACCAGAAGACCCGGAAAAAAUCAACAUUAUUUAAAUAGGACUUUUCUUCAUUUCAACAGACAACAUUUGACUACAAUUCCACCUACUGGACAGACAGAACUGGUUAUCUUACCAUUCACGGUAGGUUUGGCUUUGAUAAUGUCGAAACCAAAAUGCCCAGCUACUGGAGUGCUUCAUUUAAAGAGAUAUGUAUUGGAAUGAAAGUCGGCAAUGAUCUACGAUUCUUGAUGAUACCAUACGCUGGCGAAUCGCUGCGUGAUUUGAUUGCUGAAGACAAAUUUCUCGCUACCAAUGUUGGCCGUGAAAAAUUGAAAUCAUUGAUUGCGAACUCAUCUCUGCAAUCAACAUGCCACAAGGAGGGUUUCAAUAUGUAUGAUCCUGAUACAAAGCACGUUAUUGCUCGCAUUGGCAUU